This is a messenger RNA of Ostrea edulis (European flat oyster), 2628 nucleotides long. RefSeq lists its product as uncharacterized. The coding region runs from base 414 to 1889 and encodes 491 amino acids. The record is from RefSeq and is a predicted model, not a curated record. Lineage: Eukaryota; Metazoa; Mollusca; Bivalvia; Ostreida; Ostreidae. The transcript has 2 exons.
AAAGUGUACAAAUAUGACAAUGAGAAAGGAAUGGUAUUUAAAUAUUCAAUUCAUCAUGUGAUAAUGAAAUAAAAUAUCAUGAAAUAUAGACCAAUUCAACUUGAACUAAGAACUGCAGCUCUCCUAACUUGUUUCAUGGAAAUAAGACAGUUAUAGAUACGAUUUGAGCCCCGUCUGUCUAGUGCACAGAACAUGUGACAGCAAACUGUUAGGACGUCCUUAAGAAUUUUACACCUGAUAAGGAUAUACCUUGAACUGGAAAAUUGAAUAUUGAUAUUUUCAUCCUACAAGAAGCAAAAUCAAAAUGACCCCUGCUUAAGAAAUUGGAGCAACAUUACAGAAAAUGAAGAUUAAUUUGUUGAUAUGAAAGCUGCAGUUCAGUUAUAUACAGAAACACUUCCUACAGAAGCUUAAUGGCACAAAACCAGGCAAAGAGAGUGAAAACCUCCAAAACCAACACCAGUGACAAAGAAUUGCCAAGCAAAGGGGAACCAGCCAAGAAAAACCCAGAGCAUGGUCACAAUCCAGGAGAGUUCCCCAAAAAAGCGUCUGAUCUAACAAAAAGUGCUGGAGAAUCAUCCAAGAAAUCACUGGAACAAUCCAAAACUUCCACAGAAUUAACCAGAAAACAUUCUGACCAAGUUAAAGCUCAAGGAGAUUCAUCCAAGGGUCAAGGAGCAAAGCCAAAAAUAAACUCAACCAAAAAGGUUCUGAAAAUUGAAAGGAAUCAAGGUGAAGCUAAAAAGAUUUUGUGUCAGAUGAACAGUCAAUUGACUGAACUUCUGUUAGGAAAGGCAAGCAUGAGCGAGAGUCCCACAGACUUGACAAGAAGGUCAUUAACUGCAAUUCAGACUUUGAGUAAAGAUAUUGUGGAUAGUUGUGGUUUUACUAAACAGACCAGGAAAUUAGGCUUUCUGGAAGAUAUAGGACAACUCUUGCAAGAAUGUUCUCAACUCAGACAUCAGUUAAAUAAAUGUGAGUCCAGUCUAAAGAGUGAAAAAGACCUGGUGAAAUUUCACACCAACAGAUGCAGGACAUUUCAAAAUGAGAGAGAAAGACUAAAAAUGGAGAAAAAACAAACCGAGGACAGAAAUUCAGAACUGGAAGAUAAAAUUAUGGAAUUGGACACGUCAAUCAUACAGAUGAGGCAGAGUCACCAAAAUGCAAUCAGAAUACUCACAGAUAAACUUGCACACCAGCAAGACAAGCUAAAUAAAUAUGAAUUUUCUUUAUCAUCAAAAGAGGAAAAGAACAAUGAACUUGUGAAGGAAAAUCAAACUCUUAAAGACAAAAUCUUAGACUUGGAACACAGAAAUAAAACUCUAGAAAAGAAGUGUCAGGAAUAUCACAAAGACUCAGAAAAGGCGAAUCACAAAACUAAAGUGUUGGAAAAUAAACACAAGAAAUUGCAGUCUGAAAUGGAUGUCAUGAAUGUUAAAAAUAUUGAACUCAGAAGUAAAAAUAAAACCGUAACAAAAGAAUCCCAUCAUUCUGAGGGGAAAAUCAGAGACCUGGAGGGAAAAGUGCAGACACUAACAUCCGAACUACAGGAACACAGUUCCGAAAUCGAUCAACUCCACGAGCAAAAUCAUCUCUUAAAAAUGAGACUGUCCAAUUACGAAAAUGAAAACGAAUCCGAUUUAAUGAAAAUAGAAGAUUAUAGAGAGGCCUUAGUGGAACAAGAGGACAGGAUGACGAAGAGGCGAUUUUCUGGGUCAUUUAAACUGAAGAGAGAUGACAGCGAACAUUCCCUGAUCAGUUGUGCCAACAGUGGACUCAGCUCAACCCUGGAGAGUCACGGAAGGGUGUCCAGGCUCACUAAGGAAGAGUCAGAACUCUCUGAGGUUAGCUUUGCAAACAGCUCUCACUCAGAUGAAGUACCCAGGUGAAAAAAGAAGGUGUUUAAACUAAAUCACACCCACUAAAAUAUUGAAUUUCAACAAGUUGUGACACAUGGCUGUUAUAAUUCAGUCUGGAUUGACAGGAUUUAUUUUCUUGCCAUAAAUGCUCAAAUAAUUGUGAUGGUCCAUGUCAAAAUUUAAAUGACAACUUCCAAGUGCAUCGAUCAAGUCUUUUUUCAGAUAAAGAGGGUGAAGACCUAAAUCCUACUUAAAGCUAAUGCCCUUAAUAACAUUUAAUUUUAGCAUUCAAUUCUAUUUCCAAAGUUUAUUUUAUCACCGAGGUUAACAGAUGAAUUAGUUACAGAAAUAAUAUAUAUAUAUAUUUAUAUAUAUCUAGUCCAGUUAUAGCAACCUAUAUAUCUGAAUCCGUAUAAUAUCAUUUGACUGACAGUGUUAUUCAAACACCAUAGAAUGAAUUCAAUCAUCUUUAAAGACCAAAGAAUUUUAGUCACCAAACAUCAAUGAAAUCGAAUGAAAAAUAAUGCAAUAUAUCCCGAGCCAUCAAUAUUUGAACCAUAAUUUGGAAUAAUAAUGGAUAAAUUUUGUACUGGGCGACACUGGUAGAUUCAGUGAACAUGUAGAUUUUCUUGUUAAAAUUCUUUAUUUACAAUUACAGCCCUGCUAAAAAAUACUUUAUGCCAAAUCACUUGGACCUAUUUUUGUUCCAGGAUUAUUUCAAAGUGUAAUAACUUGUACAUGUUUAUACAUAUAUAUUUAUAUUACAAAU